AUGUCCGUACCAGAUGUGCCCAGUCUCUCUGUGACCAAUCAGAGCCUAGUGCCGGACCCAGCGAUGGGCCAGGGGGCAGAUUUUGACCUGUCCUACUGCCAGAUGUUACUGGAGGCUCCGGUUCUGCCCCCUGCUGACCAGGUGCCAUGGUUCUGCACAUGCUCACUGUGCAAGAGCACUAAAGGAUUGAAAGGAGAAAGAGGAGAUCGUGGACUACCCGGAAUUCCAGGUGGUCCAGGACCAAGGGGGCUGACGGGAGCUCGUGGUUCACCCGGAUUCGAAGGGCAAAUAGGACUAAAAGGUGAAAAAGGUGACGAGGGACUUAAAGGAGAGCGAGGUACAACUGGUCCACUGGGCUCUAAGGGCGAGAAAGGGUUCAAAGGUGAUAAGGGUGAUCAUGGUGAAAAUGGUGCAGUCGGAGAGCCAGGUCUAAAAGGAGCAGACGGCCAGUGUCCAUUAAGCUGUGAGUCAUUUUCUGGUCCUCCAGGUGAGCCUGGACUUCCCGGUCCGGUUGGCGUACCUGGUUUACCUGGGAAAGAUGGAGAUCUGGGUGCGAAGGGCCUAAAGGGUGAUCCAGGAAUCACUGGCAUACCUGGCACGCCUGGACUCUCAGGACUUAAAGGUGAGCCAGGCGCAAAUGAAACACGUGCCUGCCAGAAUGGAGCAAAAGGCGAUGUAGGGCCAGCAGGAUCUAAGGGCACUAAGGGUGAUCCCAGUGCAUCAGGGCCUCAGGGUAUGCCAGGAGAAACAGGACCUAAAGGUGAACCAGGAGCGAUGGGAAUGAUGGGAAUGCCUGGCUUGUGCAGCCCAGCCAUACAGUCAGCAUUCUCCGCAGCAUUAACAUUGUCAUUCCCAGUGGCCAAUCAGCCAGUUAAAUUUGGGCGUGUCAUUUAUAACCUGCAGCAGCACUAUAAUCCAAACACAGGUGUGUACACAGCACCGGUCAUCGGCACCUACGCCUUCAGUUUCCACCUGAUCGCUUCAGGACGUCCUCUUAAAGUUGGACUCUUUUGGAACUUCCAGCCCGUGGUAAAGAGCACACAGGCAUCUGAGUUAGGAACUGUGUCCCAGCGAGUGGUCCUGCACCUUAGUGAGGGGGAUUGGGUGUGGCUUCAGGUGAAGGACAGCAGUACAAAUGGAAUGUUCACCAGCACAGAGACCAGCAGCACCUUCAGCGGCUUCCUGCUCUAUCCUGACGACUGUGACACCAUGAUGAGCCGAGAGGGUCCUCCACCCGAGAUCACUGGGGUGUACAGCUGGGGGGAGGAUCCGGACCCCAACCUAAGCCCUGAACCCUAG
Molecule: messenger RNA, 1299 nt
Organism: Trichomycterus rosablanca
Lineage: Eukaryota; Metazoa; Chordata; Actinopteri; Siluriformes; Trichomycteridae
Product: otolin-1
Exons: 4
Coding region: 1-1299 (432 amino acids)
Molecular function (GO): protein binding
Source: RefSeq, a predicted model, not a curated record